Ilex paraguariensis (yerba mate) is the source of this 451-nucleotide messenger RNA. NCBI's taxonomy places the organism in Eukaryota, Viridiplantae, Streptophyta, Magnoliopsida, Aquifoliales, Aquifoliaceae. The record is from the annotation of a GenBank genome assembly.
AUGCUCGUUGAAGUGUUUUACAUGUCAAAGAGACUUGGCCCUUCCUUUCGUAACUUGUUUAUUGUUGAUUCUCCUCUCUACCUGGAGAUAGGACAGUGCAUCAAUGGAGUUUAUACUGCAAACUCCUCUUUCUCCUCCUCUUCCAGAAUACACUCUUAUGUCAAUGUUAGCGGCUUGAGGGCAGUAGAAGUGAGAGAGAGGUGCAAUAUAGAGCUAAUGGUGAUGACAUCAUGGCCGUUUAAGGAUGAUAACAAUAUCUCUUUUUCAGACAUCUACGACGCCAUAGAAUAUGGGUUUGAGCUUUCAUGGUUCAAAACUCAGUGUGAAAAUUGCGAGUUGGGGUAUUGCUUCCAUCGGGGCGACAAUCAGAAAUUGUGCACAAGUUACUGCUCAUUUCUUGGAAUGAUUGUGCCAUUCAGUCCUGAGCUCCUCAUGUUAUCCACCAAGUGCG